Molecule: messenger RNA, 283 nt
Organism: Staurois parvus
Lineage: Eukaryota; Metazoa; Chordata; Amphibia; Anura; Ranidae
Source: the annotation of a GenBank genome assembly
AGCAUUUGCCAUUGAUUUCAAUGGGGAAGUUUGACAAGCCUGUCAAACUCUACAGCCCAAAUUAAAAAUGCUGCAGCAACAAAGCAAAGCAUUGCAGCCAUGGCAACAGGGGCGGACUGACAACUCAUGGGGCCCCCGGGCAAUAGGGGAUCAUGGGGCCCCUGUGUUCUUGCCCAAACUCAAAAAAGCCUAUGAAAAAGGUACCAGGGGCAUCUCAUGGGACCCCCUAUUGACCCCGGGCCCUCGGGCAGUGCCCGAGUUUCCAAAUGGUCAGUCUGCCCCU